Molecule: messenger RNA, 1349 nt
Organism: Lutra lutra (Eurasian river otter)
Lineage: Eukaryota; Metazoa; Chordata; Mammalia; Carnivora; Mustelidae
Exons: 2
Coding region: 35-940 (301 amino acids)
Source: RefSeq, a predicted model, not a curated record
UGAAACGGGACUGACACUAAUAUAUAAAAACAAAAUGCUUACAAUAGUGUGUGGCAUGCGUAAGUGUUCUGGAUCCAGAGCCCCGUCAGCCCUGCCAGCUGGGGACACGGUACCUACCUCCGAUGCCCUGUCCCUCGCGGACAAGCUCUCUGGAAAUGACAGAAACGUAUGCCUUGCUGGACAGUGUGGACAUAGGGCCACAAAGGCCACCAGUUUGGCCAAAGGGUGGACAGCACUAAACCACUCCCUUAACCCACUGUUUUCCUCGGAUCCUCGGAGCACAGACAGAGCUCUCCUCCUCGCUACACAUACCGGAGCCGCGUCUGUCUUGCAUGUACUCCGGGCGGCAUCACUGCGAACACCCAGGCGUCUGCAGGCCUGGGUGCGACGGCGCCCCCAUUGCCCCGCGGGGCUCCCUGGCGGCCAGCACCCUGGCCUACCAGGUCGGCCCCCACGGCAGCCUUCCGCCUGGUCUGUGUUUGCACCCGGGCUCGGCUCCGGAAAGCCCGCGGGUGAGGCGACUACCAGCCUUUGGGGCGGCUGCGUGGCAGGGAAGGGACGCAGACGCGCUCCCACACGCAUCCAGCCGCCGCCAGCGCAGCCUCGGCGGAGACGAAAAAUAUUAUCAAGCUUUCAUACAUCCUCCUGGGCUCCUUCUUUGCCCCAACAGCCGGCUUCCUCCGUGAUGGCGAGGCCAGUCCACUGUGUGCCUCAGGGGGUUAUUCACCUCAGCCAGGCGGACGUGACCAGCCCGGACGACUCUCACUCCCUCCGAAGUGGGAAGACUGACCUGAGGAGGGGACCAAAGGCUGCUGGCACAAGACGACCAGGCAGAGGGAUGUCAGGGCUGAAGUCAGGGCUCUGGUCUCACGAUGAACGACCCUGUCCUCCUGCCAAGAGGCCACGUUGCCCCCAACACCCAAAGGGAACAUCCAGAUAGGUUAUUUUGAUCGCAGAGAUGCGAGUCAAGGAGGAACUGAUCCUCCACAGAUAGAAGAAAAGAAUGUGAGCUGCUGUCACUUCAACACAAUAAAUCAGAAGGAUGUCCCACGCUGCUCUGUCAGCACCACCAUUGCAUCUGGGGACUAAGAAUGAAAUCCUGUGACUCGGAUCCCCAAAAUUGGAAAAAAAAAAAAAAAAACCAGCGAAACCUGUGGUAUAUCAGGAUUCAAUAAAAGUUAAAAGAAAAAAAAAAAAAAAGAAUCUGUCCCUGAAGCACUUUGCACAUCUCAUUGGGUCUGUGGGAGUCUAAGUCCCACGGGAAUUGUGGGGCCCGGACGCCACUCCCCUGCCCCUCGACGCCCAGGAUCCCCCAGGAAGAGCAAAAAGGCAACAGGAGCUACAUUUCC